AUGGCAGAUUCUGAUAAUGAAAUAAUAUAAUUUGAUAACGGAGAUGUUUUUUUAAGAAGAUAUGACCCGAUAACUAAAUAAACAUAAAUGAUAAAUAUAAAUAAAAUAAAAGAAAUUGAUUUUAAGGAAAGUAAAAUCACUGUUGAUCCUAAAAAUGAUGAAAAAAGACCUUAAAAAUAUACUGUUCCAAUAUAUGAGCCUUUUUAAUGGUACCCAGUAAUAUCAGACGGAGAUAUACCUGAAUAAAGAGGAGGUCAUUCAUUAAAUGCAAUCGGAUAAUUCUUAAUUUUAUUCGGAGGUUGUUAUUUAGAUUUAAAAUGUAUGAAUGAUAUAUACUUUUAUAACAUAGUUGAUUAAAAAUGGGAUCUUCCUAAAAUUUUUGGAGAUCCACCUUCUCCAAGAGGUGGACAUUCUUCAACUUUGGUCGGAUAAUAUUUAUAUAUAUUUGGGGGUUCAUCUAGUUUAGGAAUCUUUAGCGAUUUAUAUCGUUUAGAUUUAACAAAUAGAAUUUGGGAAGAAUUAAAUUUAAUAGGACAAAAGCCAUCUGGAAGAUGCAACCAUAAAGCGAUUUUAGAUAAUAAUGGAAGAAUAGUGAUUUUUGGAGGAUAUACAUAAUAAGGAUAUUCUAAUGAAGUCUUUUUUCUUGAUUUAGUAAAUUUAAGGUGGGAAAAACCUUUUAUUAAUGGAGAAUUGCCUCGUCCUAGGGAAAAUUUUUCAAUGAAUCUAAUCAGAGAUUCUUAUAUUUGGAUUUUCGGAGGAUAUUCUAUUGGGGGAGAAAAUAAUGAUAUUUGGUAAUUGGAUGUAGAAAAUAUGAAAUGGAGAAUUAUUAGUUAAAGUUUUGGCACAAAGCCAAUUGAAAGAUAAGGGCAUUAGACUGUUUUACAUGGAAAGUAUAUAUACAUAAUAGGAGGGUGUAAUUAUAAAUAAGAGAAAUGCUUUAAUGAAGUAUAUUAACUAAAUAUAGAAGAUAUUACUUGGACUAAUUUAGAAUUUCCAUUAUAAAAUAUACUAGAAUAAAUGGAUAAUAGUAGUAUUUCUUUGAUGGGAGCGGAUUUGUAUGUAUUUGGAGGGUGCAAAAUGAUGAGAAAAUGUUAUAAUGAUUUUCUUGUGAUGAAUAUAAGUGAUGUAUGUCCAAAAAAAUGCCAUAAUAAGGGAAUUUGUAGGAAUAAUAGAUGUUAAUGCGAGGAAGGAUAUUUUGGGGAAAGCUGCGAAAUUCAACUUUUAUGCGAAAGAAAUUGCUCUAAUAGGGGAAUUUGUGGAAGUGAUGGAAGAUGCAAGUGCUUUCCAGGGUUUUCGGGAAAGGUUUGUGAGAUUUAUGUACCUUGUCCGUUUAAUUGUACUGAUUAGAAAUAAGGAAAGUGUUUAGAUAAUGGAAGCUGCUAGUGUUUAAAUGGAUAUUAUGGAGAUUCUUGUGAAAUUUUUGAGAGAAUAAGUUGUUUUUAACGAAUGCCUUAAUAAUUGUAAUGGGAAAGGAAAAUGUAAUAAGGAUACUGGAAUUUGUAUUUGUGAUGUUUAUUUUUUUUUAAAUUUCUUUUAAUUUUUUUUUUAAUUUUUUUUUUUUUAGUAACGGAUAUGGAGAUAUUGAUUGUUCAGUUAGUGUUGCUGAUAUGGAAAAAAAGAAAAAACAGAAUAUUACAUUACAUCAUAAUUAAACUUAAUAAUAAGUUAAUGCUACUGAUUUUGAGAGUUUGAAUAAUGGAAGGAAACAUAUUGAAACUUAAAAAAUGGAUGAAAACUAAAAAUAAGAAGAAAAAUAAAAAGAAGGACAAACAAAAAUAUAAAAAUAGGAAAUAGAAAUAGAAAAAGUAUAAAAAUAAAAUGAAGAUGUACAAAUAGAAGAAGAUUAAAAUUAAAAU
Messenger RNA from Ichthyophthirius multifiliis, 1856 nucleotides. RefSeq names its product kelch motif family protein, putative. Gene Ontology annotation, molecular function: protein binding. The transcript has 3 exons. The record is from RefSeq and is a predicted model, not a curated record. Lineage: Eukaryota; Ciliophora; Oligohymenophorea; Hymenostomatida.